ACUUUAAAUCACUCUACCCGUCUAUUAAACUACCGGCAGUAUUUUGCGCCGUAAGAGACCUCCUGUUUAACAUGGUUAAUGAUAAUAGCUUACACCAACAGAUACUAGAAUUGGCACAUCUUAUCUGUUAUAACUCUUUUUUCCAAUUCAACGGGAUCACGUACGGCCAAGGAAGAGGCGUCCCCAUGGGUAGCCCCAUCGCAGGGGACCUAUGCGAAAUAGUGGUCAGACAAUUAGAAGAUAUAGUCAUCCCUCAAUACUCACCUAACAUCUUACUAUAUAAACGAUACGUGGAUGAUAUUCUCAUCUUAUGGAGGAUUGAGCCGGAUGUUUCAAGGUUCGUUGAUUCGUUCAAUGAUAAUCCAUACGGCCUGACCUUAGAGAUCGAUCAAGCUCACGCUUCUGAAGCCCAUUUUCUCGACAUCAACAUCAAGUUCGAACAAACAACUACCCGUACAGAAGUGUACCGGAAACCAGGGGCUGAGCAUCUAUACAUUCCAAUAGGAUCGUGCGAUCCACCGAACUAUAAAAUGGCAGCCUUCAACGCCUUAAUUAGGAGAGCAUACUCGCAUUCAUCGGAUCGGAUAUCCCUACAUGCCGAACUAAGACAUAUUGAACAAAUAGCCAACGAACAUGGUUAUCCCAAGAUCGUACGUAAAUUGAUCCGCAAAUGGCGCUGCCGAGAAGUAGCCCUUAACCAAGCACCCAAGGAAGUUCCAUCUAACAUCAUCCCGGUUACAUACAAUCCGUACCUGAAAUCAAUUUACAACACAAUAGCGAAGAAAAAGAAUAUUCGCAUCGCGUAUAGAAGAUGCGCCACAAUUUUUGACAUUUUACGGAACGGGAAAGAUACCCCAAACAAAGAACGACGCCCAGGGGUAUAUACCAUCCCAAUGAUUGAUCAUAGAUGGAACAGAAGCCUGAUAUACGUAGGAUCCACUAAGCGCUCCUUAGAGGUGAGAAUUAAAGAACACAUGGCGGAUAUUCUACAUGCAAGGCAAAACACCGCUCUUGCCGUCUAUGCCUCGGAUACGGAAAUAGAACCGUUAUUCAGCCAGGCCAAGGUAAUCCGCACUACAAAGUACACACACCACCUUAGAUGGCUAGAGGCCCUGUACAUAUGUAUGGCUACGCUUAAAGAUGACAAUUGCAUUAACAACAAAGACGAGAUCAUCCUGUCAACUGCAUGGCAGGUGCUCGUUGACAAAAAGUUACGUUAA
Molecule: messenger RNA, 1220 nt
Organism: Centruroides sculpturatus (bark scorpion)
Lineage: Eukaryota; Metazoa; Arthropoda; Arachnida; Scorpiones; Buthidae
Exons: 2
Coding region: 72-1220 (382 amino acids)
Source: RefSeq, a predicted model, not a curated record